This is a messenger RNA of Amphiprion ocellaris (clown anemonefish), 1807 nucleotides long. RefSeq names its product sulfotransferase 2B1-like. Gene Ontology annotation, biological process: sulfation. Lineage: Eukaryota; Metazoa; Chordata; Actinopteri; Pomacentridae. The transcript has 6 exons. Gene Ontology annotation, molecular function: sulfotransferase activity. The coding region runs from base 304 to 1167 and encodes 287 amino acids. The record is from RefSeq and is a predicted model, not a curated record. Gene Ontology annotation, cellular component: cytoplasm.
UCGUUGCACAGCCAGCAGCGCAUACAACAAUGUUAUUUCUGCAGCUUGAAAGACAGCGACUUUUGAUAAAACUGGCCUUGUAGUACAUUGUCUAGCUUACAACGAUGGGAAAGAGGCAUUGUUUAUGUUUUUACAACGUAUAUCUCAUGAGUUAUUGAUGCCGGAAGUCCGAAUCUGUGAAUAUCUUGCCAACUUUACCUAACUGGAAGACCGUCUGAUACUGAACCCAGGUACAGUGGAGUCCAGCAGUUUGAGCUCCUCCAGACAGACAGAUAGACAGACAGACAGUAGUUGCUCUGAACCAUGACUGAAGCAGACUUAUACACGCUGUAUAAGGGCGUUUAUGUGCCGACAUGUGUGCAUCCUCCUCAGAGCCUGCAGUACUACGAAGAGUUCACUUUCCGUCCAAAUGAUAUCCUCAUUGUAACGUAUCCAAAGUCAGGUACAACUUGGAUGCAGGAGAUCGUCCCUCUGAUUAUGAGUGGAGGCGAUCCAGCCUCUGUUGAGACUCUUCCUAACUGGGACCGUGUUCCCUGGCUGGAGGAGCAGCGAGCCUGCAUCCUUAACCUUGAAGAGAGGCCAUCUCCACGCAUGUUUGCAACACACUUCCACAACAAUAUGAUGCCUCCAUCUUUUUUUAAAGUAAAGCCAAAGGUGAUAUAUGUCAUGAGGAACCCCAAAGAUGUGUUUACAUCUUCCUUUCACUAUUAUGGGAUGACCUCCUUCUUGGUGAAACCAGGCCCACAGAGCGAAUUCCUCUGCAAGUUCCUCGAUGGACAAGUUAUGUUUGGCUCCUGGUUUGACCACGUAAAGGGCUGGCUGAAUGCUGAAAAUAAGGACCACAUACUCUACAUCUCAUAUGAAGAGCUGAUAAUGGACCUGAAGGACUCUGUAGCCAGAAUCUCUCAGUUCUUGGAGAAAUCUCUGGACGCUGAGGUGAUAGACAAGAUAGCAGACCGAAGUGUGUUCAAGAACAUGAAGCAGAACAACAUGUCCAACUACUCUGCAGUUCCUCGUGAAUUCAUGGACCAGACAAAAUCUGAAUUCCUCAGGAAAGGAAUUGCUGGAGACUGGAAAAAUCUGCUAACAGCAUCAGAAGCAAAACACUUUGAUGCCGUUUACAAAGACAAAAUGAAAAAUGUCAAAUAUAAGUUUGUAUGGGAUUAAUAGAAAUCUCAUGAAAUGCACCAAAUUAUACCAAAAUAUACUAAAACCUGCAAAGAAGUUUUGGCUGCCUGCCAUUUACUGAAAGUGGUUAUUGGUUUGUGUAAAGGCAUACUGAUAUUUGUAUCAUCAGUCAAUAGAUUUGCACUGACAUGUACUGAAAAACCAUGAUGAAUGCACGUUUCUCACUGUAAACACUGUCAUCUGUGUCCAUGAUGACAUUUUUUGCUGAACUUAAACAUCACAGCAACAAAAACUGUAAUCGUAUGUUUGUCGCUUUCUUCCAACCAACCCAAAGGGACUUUUAUUUUUAAUAUCAGGAGACUUUAGUUCUGUUGAGAGGACAAUGCUGUUAUUUACUUUUAUAUCAACAGUAUGAGUGUGCCAUACAUUAUUUACAUACAUUGUUGUUAGUAUGAAACAUUGAAUGGACAGUUGAAACCUGCAAUAUAAACAUAGUAUAGCAGUCUGUUUUAUAAUAAAUGCAAUUGCUGUAUUUGUACUCACAUUGUCUGAACAAAUACACAGAGCAAUAAAAAGUUCAUUUACGGGGUUAACUGCUUUUGUUGCACCAUAAAAGUUAUUUGUAAAUGGUCAUUUAUUAAUUGAACAAAAGUGAAUAAAAUUGCUUUUAUAAAAUGUA